This is a messenger RNA of Papaver somniferum (opium poppy), 1860 nucleotides long. RefSeq lists its product as uncharacterized. The record is from RefSeq and is a predicted model, not a curated record. NCBI's taxonomy places the organism in Eukaryota, Viridiplantae, Streptophyta, Magnoliopsida, Ranunculales, Papaveraceae. Gene Ontology annotation, biological process: carbohydrate metabolic process. Gene Ontology annotation, molecular function: hydrolase activity, hydrolyzing O-glycosyl compounds. The coding region runs from base 1 to 1860 and encodes 619 amino acids. The transcript is spliced from 3 exons.
AUGUUGUCCUGGAUUCGCUUGUUGUUGCUUCCCAUUUGCACUUUAAAUCUAUACAAGCCUACUCGUUCGGCUGAAGAGAAGUCUUCCAACAGGAAGCGACUUCAAAUUGCAGCCAUCCAGCAGGCUUUGAUCACUUGGAAGGAACCAAUGGGCUGCCUCACAUUGAUCUCCAAGAUGCUACGCCUCCCAUGCCAACAAUACUCAGCUAAAAAGGACAAGAAAGACAAGCCAGAAGUGGCUAAUUUGAGUGCUUGUCGCAAGAAGAUUGGUCACGGGCAUUUCGCAGCUGCAAUUCAUAUCUUGUCUUCGAACGGGUUGGCGCCUCGUAAUGAGAGCACUUUGUCCGAGUUGCAAUCCAAACACCCUACAGCUCCUCCACCCUCUUUUCCGGAUGAAGUCGCUAUUGGUGACCCAAUAACAGUUGACUCAAGGGCUGUAAUUGGUGCCAUUAAAAUCGACGUUUUAAGUGGUGCAGCUGCGGCUGUGGCAGACGAGUUAGCGGCUUCGAUUACUGGGGUUGUCAACCUUUGGUUGGAAGGUAACUGCCCUAAGGUUUUAGGUGAGCUCAUCGCAAGUGCACCCCUUACACCUUUACUCAAGCCCGGGAGUGGUCUUAGGCCAAUAGCAGUUGGUACUAUAUGGCGCCGUUUGGUCUCUAAGGUGGCUGCUUUCUCAGUUGGUAAGGAUAUGCAAUCCUACUUGGGUGAUCAUCAGCUUGGUGUUGGAGUGCCGGUGCGGGGAGAGAGUAUACUUCAUUCUGUCAACAAUUUGCUGGAGUUGAAAGGUCACUCGGAUAAUAUGUCAAUGUUACUUAUUGAUUUUUCGAAUGCCUUCAACAUGGUGAGAAGGUCUUCUCUUAUCAAAGAGGUUCGGCUUCAUUGUCCGUGUAUUUCUCGUUGGGUAGAAUUUUGUUAUACUAGGCCUGCUAAACUGUACUAUGACCAAUACAUCUUGUCUUCUGCACUCGGUGUUCAACAAGGUGAUCCUCUUGGUCCCCUUUUGUUUUCUUUGGCACUCCAUCCCCUUGUGAAGUCCAUUGCUUCUUGUUGCAAGCUUGAUUUGCACGCCUGGUACCUGGAUGAUGGCACUAUCAUUGGAGACACUAUGGAGGUUGCUCGAGCUUUGAAAAUUAUUGAGUCUGAAGGACCGGGUAGAGGUCUUCACCUUAAUAUCAAGAAGACCGAGGUUUUUUGGCCCACUACCGAUCCACGCAGUUUGGAGGUAGGUGUUUUCCCCCCGGAUAUUGGUAGACCUAGCAAGGGAGUUAAGCUUUUGGGUGGACCUGUGAGUUUGGAUUUGGAUUUCUUGAGUGACAUGGCGCUUAAUAGGGUGAAUAAGACUAUUCAGCUAAUGUCUUCUAUCAAAAAGCUCAGAGAUCCCCAGAGUGAUAUGUUAUUACUCCGUAAUUGUGUCGGUGUAUCUAGACUAUAUUUUGCUAUGCGUACUACUAAUCCGACAGCUCUACAACAGGCCUCUGACCUCUUUGACGACCACCUACUCCAAUAUUUGAGGCUUUUAAUCACCGAAGAUGGAGAUGGGUUUGGACCUUUGCAACAAAGACUGGCCACUCUCCCUAUCAAAUAUGGUGGCCUUGGCAUUUAUACCAUGGCUGACACUAGCACCUAUUGCUAUCUUGCCUCUUUGAGUCAUACUUCCUCUGUGCGGAAGACGAUGCAAAUCAAGUCCUCUGUUUUUCAAAUUUUUGAUUGGAAUUUGGAUUUGGUUCUACGGAUGUCAAACGAAGAUAUGUUUGAGAGGAACCAUGAUGAAUUAGAUUUUGAAUUCUUGGGUAAUAUAAGAGAAAAAGACUGGAAGAUUCGAACAAAUGUUUAUGGGAAUGGAAGUACAACAGAGACUUAA